AUGCCGCCGUCUUCGCUCCGCUGGGACGAGUCCCAGAUGCCUCCGCAGCAUGGCCGCUUGGCCAUCGUCACCGGCGCGAACACCGGUUUAGGCUUUGCCACCUCGGUGGCGUUGGCUCGCGCUGGCGCCCACGUGAUCCUGGCCUGCCGCAACGAAGCGCGAGAGUACAUGCAGCUGGACGUGGGGGCGCUGCAGAGCGUGCGCGACUUCGUGUCGGCCUUCACGACGCGGUUCUCGGGACGUCGACUGGACAUUCUGGUGCUGAACGCCGGCGUCAAGGCCGUCGAGUACGGCGAGACGGUGGAUGGCUUCGAGCAGCAGUUCGGCGUGAACCACUUGGGCCACUUCGCCUUGACCGCAUUGCUGCUGCCAGCGAUGAAGCUCGACGUGCCUGGAGCGGACGAUCUCCCGCCGGCUCGGAUCGUGUCGAUCAGUAGCAUCUCGCACCACGGGAGCUCGCUCGACAUGCAACACUUGAGUGUGAAGCCGGAGAACUACGACGCGAUGAGCGCGUACCGAGCCUCCAAACUGGCCAACUUGCUCUUCGCCUAUGAGCUGCAUCGGCGACUGGAAAAGGCUGGCGUCUCACCGAAGCGCGUGCUGUCUGUGGCGUGUCACCCGGGUGUGACGGAGAGCAAUCUGCUGCCCAACCUCGCGAGCACCUACAACUCAGCCAUCAUUAAGGCCAUCAUCGGAUUCGUGCACUGGUUGCCGUGGGCUCAGACCAAUGCUCAAGGCGCGCUCAACGUGUUGUGUGUGGCCACGGACCCGAGUGUCGUCGGUGGCGAAUUUAUCGGGCCGCAUGGGCUGAGUGAGUUCUACGGAUGGCCACGCACUGUGGCAUCUAGCAAGCAGAGCAUGUCCCUAGAAGACGCUCGACAGCUCUGGGAACAAAGCGAAAAGCUUACUGGUAUUGCGUUCUCUGUCGAGGAUUAA
Molecule: messenger RNA, 936 nt
Organism: Phytophthora sojae
Lineage: Eukaryota; Oomycota; Peronosporomycetes; Peronosporales; Peronosporaceae
Exons: 2
Coding region: 1-936 (311 amino acids)
Source: RefSeq, a predicted model, not a curated record